Messenger RNA from Symphalangus syndactylus (siamang), 8153 nucleotides. Its product is annotated as serine/threonine-protein kinase N2-like. Lineage: Eukaryota; Metazoa; Chordata; Mammalia; Primates; Hylobatidae. Gene Ontology annotation, molecular function: small GTPase binding; protein serine/threonine kinase activity; ATP binding. The record is from RefSeq and is a predicted model, not a curated record. Gene Ontology annotation, biological process: protein phosphorylation; signal transduction.
UUGUAAAUUUGUUUGAGUUCAUUGUAGAUUCUGGAUAUUAGCCCUUUGUCAGAUGAGUAGAUUGCAAAAAUUUUCUCCCAUUCUGUAGCUUGCCUGUUCACUCUGAUGGUAGUUUCUUUUGCUGUGCAGAAACUCUUUAGUUUAAUUAGAUCCCAUUUGUCAAUUUUGGCUUUUGUUGCCAUUGUAAGUAUUUCAUAUUAUCUCUGAUAAAAAGCAUAUAAGUACAUUUUAUAAACACAGCCUUGUACCUGAAGAUUUAAGUCCAUUUAUAUUGGUCAUAAUUACUAAAUUUAUAAAUUAGAUUUAUUUGUACCUGGUUAUCUUGUGCUUUUGUUUGUUCUCCCUUAUUCUUUACUUCAUUUCUUCUCUCUUCUCACCUUCUUUUGGACUGAUUAUUAUUUUCUCAUUUUUUUCCUCUUCUAUUUUGAAAGUUGUAUACACUGUAUUCUAAAGGAAAGCAGUAUUUUUAUCCUUCUCCCCCCAAACACAAGAAACUCAAUAUUAUUCUCUUCCCAUCUGUACGCUAUUGCCAAGUAUUUUAGUCCUAUCAUGCUUUUCUAACUCCAAAAGAUAUUUUAAUUCUGUUUCAUUCCAUCAAUAUUAGCUUUGGUUUACCCACAUUUGCCAUAUUCUUUGUUCUUUAAUCCUUUGUUUACAUCAGACUUUCUAUCUGGGGUCAUUUUCUUCUGCCUGAAAAAAAUAGCCUUUAGAAUUUUCCUUACUGGGUGUUUAAAUGUUGCAAACUCUCUGAGUUUUGGGUUGUUUAAAAAUGUCUACUUAGCCCUCAUAUUUGAGAGAUGUGGAACCUGAGAUUCAACUUCUGCAUCAGUGUUUUUUUCCUCUCAGUACAGAUCUGCCAUUUUCUGGCCCCCAUUGUUGCCAUUAAGAAGCAAGCUAUCAAAUUAAGCAUCACUUCUUGAAAGGUUGUAUGUCUUCUCUCUAUGGAGGACUUUAUCUUCUCAUGGUUUUCAGUUUUCAUUUUGCUGUGUCCAGGAGUGCAGUUCUAUGCAUUUAUCCUGCUUUAUGAUUAUAUUUAUAGCUUUAUUUUUUUUUGGGGGGGGGACAGAGUCUGGGCUCUGUUGCCCAGGCUGGAGUGCAAUGGCACAAUCUCGGCUCAUUUCAACCUCUGCCUCCCAGGUUCAAGCGAUUCUCCUGCCUCAGCCUCCUGAGUAGCUGGAACUACAGGCAUGUGCCAACACACCUGGCUAAUUUUUGUAUUUUUAGUAGAGACAGGGUUUCGCUAUGUUGUCCAGGCCAGCGUUGAACUCCUGGCCUCGAGUGAUCCACCCACCUCAGCCUCCCAAAGUGCCGGGAUUACAGGAUUGAACCACUGCACGCAACCAUAGCUGGGUUUUCUCAGUCUGUAGAUGGCUUUCUAAAAACCUCUCAGCUGUUCUCUCUUCGAAUAUUGUUUCUACCCGAUUCUUUCUUUCUCCCUGUCAUUCUCACAUCAGACCUGUGUUAGUCCUUUUCAUUCUCUCCUCCAUGGUUCUCAAACUCUCCUGUUUCUCACCUUGUUUUCUCUCUAUGCUUUGUUCUUGUGGUUUCUUCAGGUUUAUCUUUAAAUUCACUAUUCUGUCUUAGGCCAUAUCUUACCUUCUGUUUUUAGAAGCAAGGUAGUUCUUCCAGAAAAGAACUGCACUUGGUUCCGCUAGGCAAGCAGUACUACUACCAGCCUGGGAUCACUUUAAACUACAUUUUUGAUGGUAUGUUUUUUAGACAACAUAGAUUGUGUGAAUUUGGGUUACAAACCAUGCGAGGGCCAGUGUAUAGUUGCAAAUUCCCAAAGGAGACUUUCCCUGUAUACUCAGUGAUAUGGUUUAUGUCUCAUCUUGACAAAUCUCAUCUUGAAUUGUAGCUCCCAUAAUUCCCACAUGUUAUAGGAGGGACCUGAUGGGAGAUAACUGAAUCAUGGGGGCAGUUUCCCCCCAUACAGUUCACUUGGUAGUGACUAAAUCUCAUGAGAUCUGAUGGUUUUAUAAGGGGUUUCCCUUUUUGCUUGGUUCUCAUUCUCUCUUGUUUACUGCCAUGUAAGACACGGCUUUUGCCUUCCACCAUGAUGGCAAGGCCUCCACAGCCACAUGGAAAUGUGAAUCCAUUAAACCUCUUUUUCUUUUAAAUUACCCACUCUCAGGUAUGUCUUUAUCAGCAGCGUGAAAACAGACUAAUACAGUCAGUGACUCCAUAUAGUAUGUGUCCUCACUGUCCCCUGGGGAGAGGGGCAGGGAGCAUGUUUAUUUGUAGGGUAUAGGCUUUGGGGUCCAGGGUUUAUAUGUGGGGGUGGGGUUUCUAUUAAAUCACAACCUGGUUGGGCCCUAGUCUUUGUCUCUGUUUUUCCAUACCCUGCAAGACCUUGAGCACCCAGGCUCAAAUUCAUGGCAAAUAUCCUCAAUGCAAAAGUUGUCUCUGCUUUUGUUUCUGGGUGCCUGUCUCGAUUCAGUUUUUAAUCUGAGGAUUCCUUACUUUCUUGCCAGCUUGGAGACAUAUUUAUGAUGAACAAUGAGAAGAUAAUACAACAUGAACAUAGGUGCUGCUGCUACGGAAAAUUACAGAAACCCACUAGAGAGCAAUGGAUGGAGCUAAGGCAGAGCCACAGCUGCCUUUCUCAGAAUGUCAGCUGUUGCUAGGGAAACCAGCUGAAUAGAGGGCAAUUACCUAAGGAAGACUCUGAGGAGAACUUUGAUAAACUGGUCAGCAGGUUAUAAGAACACAUGCAUCUUGUUUUAUGAUUGACAAGUGUUUCUGUAAUAUCUGCAAGACCAGCCUCUAAGUAAGUGUGGUUUACUAUUUUAUUCAGCAAUAAUUUAAUAAGUGUCCACACCAUUCCUGGCUGUAGAUGCUUAGUGAAUGUUCGAUGAAUUCUCUGAAUUUUCAGAGACAUGAAAAAAGGCAUCCAAGUGGGCAGCCUUGAUUAACUGGUCAUCCAUGUCAUUGACUCCAAGUUUUUAAAAAAAUGCAAUAGGUGGCCUCAGUGCUCAGAACACAGAAGCUUGAGGCGGAUUCUGGUGUCACCCAGAGCAACUAGACCAACAUUCCAGUGUGGGCGGUGGUGGCGGCCGGCAGGCAGUGAGAGGAAGCCCGCUAGGAGUGUCCUCGUUCCCCGCCUCUCUGGAUGAACCAGACGGAAUAAGCCGCGCCUCCCGCAGGGGCUGCGCCUCCAUAAAUCCCUAGUUGUUGUUUUUUCUUUCUCUCCCCUCUCCUCACCCCCACUCCGAGCUCCGUCCCGCCUUCUCCCUUCGCCAGCGGCGGCCGCGUCCAGGUGCGGAGUCCAUACCAGCGCAAUGGCGUCCAACCCCCAACCGGGGGAGAGUCUGCUCAGGGAACUGCAGGGCGAUUCCCGAAGUCCUCCGUUUUCUGAGAAUGUGAGUGCUGUUCAAAAAUUAGACUUUUCAGAUACAAUGGUGCAGCAGAAAUUGGAUGAUAUCAAGGAUCGAAUUAAGAGAGAAAUAAGGAAAGAACUGAAAAUCAAAGACGGAGCAGAAAAUCUGAGGAAAGUCACAACAGAUAAAAAAAGUUUGUCUUACGUAGACAACAUUUUGAAAAAGUCAAAUAAAAAAUUAGAAGAACUACAUCACAAGCUGCAGGAAUUAAAUGCACAUAUUGUUGUAUCAGAUCCAGAAGAUAUUACAGAUUGCCCAAGGACUCCAGAUAUUCCAAAUAGUGACCCUCGUUGUUCUACUAGCAACAAUAGAUUGAAGGCUCCCUUCGCCAGCGGCGGCUGCGUCCAGGUGCGGAGUCCAUACCGGAGCGCGAUGGCGUCCAACCCCCAACGGGGGGAGAGUCUGCUCAGGGAACUGCAGGGGGAUUCCCGAAGUCUUCCGUUUUCUGAGAAUGUGAGUGCUGUUCCAAAAUUAGACUUUUCAGAUACAAUGGUGGAGCAGAAAUUGGAUGAUAUCAAGGAUCGAAUUAAGAGAGAAAUAAGGAAAGAACUGAAAAUCAAAGAGGGAGCUGAAAAUCUGAGGAAAGUCACAACAGAUAAAAAAAGUUUGGCUUACGUAGACAACAUUUUGAAAAAGUCAAAUAAAAAAUUAGAAGAACUACAUCACAAGCUGCAGGAAUUAAAUGCACAUAUUGUUGUGUCAGAUCCAGAAGAUAUUACAGAUUGCCCAACGACUCCAGGUACUCCAAAUAGUGACCCUCGUUGUUCUACUAGCAACAAUAGAUUGAAGGCUCCCUUCGCCAGCGGCGGCCGCGUCCGGGUGCGGAGUCCAUACCGGAGCGCGAUGGCGUCCAACCCCCAACGGGGGGAGAUUCUGCUCACGGAACUGCAGGGGGAUUCCCGAAGUCUUCCGUUUUCUGAGAAUGUGAGUGCUGUUCCAAAAUUAGACUUUUCAGAUACAAUGGUGCAGCAGAAAUUGGAUGAUAUCAAGGAUCGAAUUAAGAGAGAAAUAAGGAAAGAACUGAAAAUCAAAGAGGGAGCUGAAAAUCUGAGGAAAGUCACAACAGAUAAAAAAAGUUUGGCUUACGUAGACAACAUUUUGAAAAAAUCGAAUAAAAAAUUAGAAGAACUACAUCACAAGCUGCAGGAAUUAAAUGCAUAUAUUGUUGUAUCAGAUCCAGAAGGUAUUAAAGAUUGCCCAACGACUCCAGGUACUCCAAAUAGCGACCCUCGUUGUUCUACUAGCAACAAUAGAUUGAAGGCUCUACAAAAACAGUUGGAUAUAGAACUUAAAGUAAAACAAGAUGCAGAGAAUAUGAUACAGAUGUAUUCAAAUGGAUCUUCAAAGGAUCGGAAACUCCAUGGUAUAGCUCAGCAACUGCUCCAGGACAGCAAGACAAAAAUAGAAGUCAUACGAAUGCAGAUCCUUCAGGCAGUCCAGACUAAUGAAUUGGCUUUUGAUAAUACAAAACCUGUGAUAAGUCCUCUUGAACUUCGGAUAGAAGAAUUAAGGCAUCAUUUUAGGAUACAGUUUGCAGUGGCAGAAGGUGCAAAGAAUGUAAUGAAAUUACUUGGCUCAGGAAAAGUAACAGACAGAAAAGCACUUUCAGAAGCUCAAGCAAGAUUUAAUGAAUCAAGUCAGAAGUUGGACCUUUUAAGUUACUCAUUAGAGCAAAGAUUAAAUGAACUCCCCAAGAAUCAUCCCAAAAGCAGUAUUAUUAUUGAAGAACUUUCACUUGUUGCUGCAUCACCAACACUAAGUCCACGUCAAAGUAAGAUAUCUACACAAAAUCAAUAUAAUACACUAUCCAAACCAGCAGCAUUAACAGGUACUUUGGAAGUGCGUCUUAUCGGCUGCCAAGAUAUCCUAGAGAAUGUCCCUGGACAGUCAAAAGCAACAUCAGUUGCACUGCCUGGUUGGAGUCCAAGUGAAACCAGAUCAUGUUUCAUGAUCAAAAUGAGUAAAAGUAAAAGCAGAAGUCAUGGAAAUCUUCUAAAAACCGAUGACUUGUCCAAUGAUGUCUGUGCUGUUUUGAAGCUCGAUAAUACUGUGGUUGGCCAAACUAGCUGGAAACCUAUUUCCAAUCAGUCAUGGGACCAGAAAUUUACACUGGAACUGGACAGGUCACGUGAGCUAGAAAUUUCAGUUUAUUGGCGUGAUUGGCGGUCUCUCUGUGCUGUAAAAUUUCUGAGGUUAGAAGAGUUUUUAGACAACCAACGGCAUGGCAUGUGUCUCUAUUUGGAACCACAGGGUACUUUAUUUGCAGAGGUUACCUUUUUUAAUCCAGUUAUUGAAAGAAGACCAAAACUUCCAAAACAAAAGAAAAUUUUUUCAAAGCAACAAGGCAAAAGAUUUCUCAGAGCUCCUCCAAUGAAUAUUAUUAUUGCCACUUGGAGAAGGCUAGUAAGAAGAGCUAUUCCUACAGUAAAUCAUUCUGGCACCUUCAGCCCUCAAGCUCCUGUGCCUACUACAGUGCCAGUGGUUGAUGUACACAUCCCUGAACUAGCACUUCCAGCUAGUGAUUCUACAGCAAUCAAACUGGACCUUGAUCUUGAGCCUGAACCUCCUCCAGCCCCACCACGAGCUUCUUCCCUCGGAGAAAUAGAUGAAUCUUCUGAAUUAAGAGUUUUGGAUACACCAGGACAGGAUUCAGAGACUGCUUUUGAUAUUGAGAAUGACAGAAAUAAUAUGCUUCCAAAAUCUCAAUCUGAAUACAAGCCUGAUACUCCUCAGUCAGGCCUAGAAUAUAGUGGUAUUCAAGAACUUGAGGAUAGAUCUCAGCAAAGGUUUCAGAUUAAUCUACAAGAUUUCAGGUGUUGUGCUGUCUUGGGAAGAGGACAAUAUGGAAAGGUGCUUUUAGCUGAAUAUAAACACACAAAUGAGAUGUUUGCUAUAAAAGCCUUAAAGAAAGGAGAGAUUGUGGCUCAAGAUGCAGUAGACAUCCUGAUGCGUGAAAAAAGAAUUUUCGAAACUGUGAAUACUGUAAGGCAUCCCUUUUUGAUGAACCUUUUUGCAUGUUUCCAAACCAAAGAGCAUGUUUGCUUUGUAAUGGAAUAUGCUGCUGGUGGGGACCUAACGAUGCACGCUUGUACUGGUGAUGUCUUUUCUCAACCAAGAGCUGUAUUUUAUGCUGCUUGUGUAGUUCUUGGGUUGCAGUAUUUACAUGAACACAAAAUUGUUCAUAGAGAUUUGAAAUUGGAAAACUUAUUGCUAGAUACGGAGGGCUUUGUGAAAAUUGCUGAUUUUGGUCUUUGCAAAGAAGGAAUGGGAUAUGGAGAUAGAACAAACACAUUUUGUGGCACUCCUCUAUAUCUUGCCCCAGAACUAUUAACAGAAACUUCUUAUACAAGGGCUGUAGAUUGGUGGGCCCUUGGUGUGCUUAUAUAUGAAAUGCUUGUUGGUGACUCUCCCUUUAUUGGUGAGUUUGAAGAGAAAGUUUAUGACAAUAUUGUAAAUGGUGAAGUAAGGUAUCCAAGGUUCUUAUCUACAGUAGCCAUUUCUAUAAUGAGAAGUCUGUUAAGAAGAAAUCCUGAGCGGCGCCUUGGGGCUACUGAGAAAGAUGCAGAGGAUGUAAAAAAGCACCCAUUUUUCUGGCUAAUUGAUUGGAGCGCUCUGAUGGAGAAAAAAGUAAAGCCACCAUUUAUACCUACCAUAAGAGGACGAGAAGAUGUCAGUCAUUUCGACGAUGAAUUUACCUCAGAAGCACCUAUUCUGACUCCACCUCAAGAACGAAGGAUACUUUCGGAAGAGGAGCAGGAAAUGUUCAGAGAUUUUGACUACACUGCUGAUUGGUGUUAAGUUGCUAGACACUGCGAAACCAAGCUGACUGACUCACAAGAAGACCUCUUAAAAAUAGCAACCCUUCAUUUGCUCCCUGUGCCACCAAUAGCUGAUGAGUUUUGAUUUGUUUUGUUUUUUUUAAUUGAAACACGUGAAGAUUUGUUUAAAAGUACCAUUCUAAUACUUCUUCAAAAGUGGCUUCUCAUUGUACUUCAGCGUAAAUAUGAGCACCGGGAACAGUUUCAUGGAGUUUAAGUUGAGUGAACAUCGGCCAUGAAAAUCCAUCACAAAUACUUUUGGAUCAAUAGUCUAUUUUAAAAAAGAAAGGAAAAAACCACUUGUUUGCAGUCCCUAGCUUUGCCAUAUGCCCGCCUUAAGUGGAAGGAAAAUUAAUCACUUAACGAUGUUUUACAAAAAGCAUUCCAAGGCCUUUUUUUCUUUUUGUAAAACAUAGUUAAGUGAUUAAUUUUCCUUCCACUUAAGGCGGGCAUAUGGCAAAGCUAGGGACUGUAAAAAAGUGGUUUUUUUCUUUCUUUUUUAAAAUAGACUAUUGAUCCAAAAGUAUUUGUGAUGGAUUUUCAUGGCCGAUGUUCACUCAACUUAAACUCCAUGAAACUGUUCCCGGUGCUCAUAUUUACGCUGAAGUACAAUGAGAAGCCACUUUUGAAGAAGUAUUAGAAUGGUACUUUUAAACAAAUCUUCACGUGUUUCAAUUAAAAAAAAAAAAAAAAAAAGAAGCUAACACCAGUUAGCACGUUAGGGUCAUUAUACCUCAGGAAUAGCAAGCUGUUAAGUACCCAUACUGAAUUAACUAUUUAAUCACAGUGAGCUCAUCUCUGAAAAAUUGUCCAGGUGUAAAUCUUAUGAGAAACAUGAAAAAGAACACUGAUUUAUGGAGAGUUGAGCUAAAAACAUUUAUAAAUAUUUGCUGGGAUGUUUUAGCAUCUUUUCAUUGUACUCUGAGAACAAUUAAAAUUGUCCAGAGAUCAUUUA